This is a messenger RNA of Paecilomyces variotii, 500 nucleotides long. RefSeq lists its product as hypothetical. Lineage: Eukaryota; Fungi; Ascomycota; Eurotiomycetes; Eurotiales; Thermoascaceae. The record is from RefSeq and is a predicted model, not a curated record. Bases 9 to 293 code for a protein of 94 amino acids. The transcript has a single exon.
CACCUGACAUGGCCUUGCCAGAACAAAACAGGACACAAACACUCUCUAUCUUAAGUAUCUAUCUAUCUGGCCUCAAAUGUCUCCCUUUCCCUCUACCAUCUCUCCUCUCGCUGCCCUCUUCACCAGCUCCCUUGGUCUUGGAGGCCGGUGGUCGCCUUCUGUUAUGGCUCUUCCCCUCCCCUCCUGUCUUUGUUUUGGUUUUGCUGCUUGGAGGUGAUCCGCCCACCUGCCCUGUGCGACCGGGGCGACCGGCGGGGCUGACCCAGCGCAACACACAAAGAAAGACACAUUGAAAAUGGCCAUGGAAGCCUCUUCAAACGCGUUAGAAGCUCUUCUCAGACCAGUAUGAUUCCUCUAUCCGUACUCUGAUAUACGCUGGCCAUGAUGUUCAGAGAGUACUAGUAGUACAUGUUUGUUAUAUAUAUAUAUAUAUAUAUAUCACCGCAUCGGGAGUAGCUGGAGAUCUCUCUUCACGAGAUAUAUAUUAUCAUGAUCCUACU